Molecule: messenger RNA, 1119 nt
Organism: Meira miltonrushii
Lineage: Eukaryota; Fungi; Basidiomycota; Exobasidiomycetes; Exobasidiales; Brachybasidiaceae
Product: GroES-like protein
Exons: 1
Coding region: 1-1119 (372 amino acids)
Biological process (GO): D-sorbitol catabolic process
Molecular function (GO): zinc ion binding; L-iditol 2-dehydrogenase (NAD+) activity
Source: RefSeq, a predicted model, not a curated record
AUGGCUGUCUUACAUGGCCCAAAUGAUUUACGUAUAGAAGAAAGAGUAACAUCUGCUCCUUUACAAGAUGAAGUACAAAUCCAUAUUCGUGCAACAGGAUUAUGCGGAAGUGAUCUUCAUUAUUAUUGUCAUGGAAAGAAUGGUCAAUUUGCACUUCAACAUCCAAUGUGUUUAGGACAUGAAUCAGUUGGUGAAAUUGUCGCUUUUGGACCAAGUUCAGCAAAAAGCAAACAACUCAAACUUCAACAACGUAUAGCAAUCGAACCAGGUCGUAAUUGUGAACAAUGUUCUUAUUGUCAAUCGGGAAAGUAUAACCUAUGCAAAAAUAUGCGUUUUGCUUCAAGCGCUAAAACUGCUCCUCAUUUACACGGAACAUUGCAACGUUUUAUCAAUUGGCCAACAAGAUUAUGUCAUCCUUUACCCGAUCAUGUUGAUAUGCAUUCAGCAGCGUUGGCAGAACCUUUGGCUGUCGUUUUGCAGGCAUUCAAACGUUCAAGAUUCGUUAAAGGUCAAUCUGUUUUGGUGAUCGGAGCAGGUGCUGUAGGACUAUUAGCAUGUGCGGCAUCUAAACAUUUCCAAGCUUGCAAUACGUCAGCGAUUGAUGUUUCACAAAAUCGUUUGGACUUGGCUAGCAGUUUAGGUUGGUGUGAUUCCACUUAUCUUAACACCAAUGCCAAUCAAUUCGCCGAUGAAAAGGAACUGGUACAACAUAUCAAAUCGACCCUUGAGGGAAUCGAUCAAGAUGGUUUUGAUGUAGUGUAUGAAUGUACAGGAGUGCCAACUUGUGUUCGUUCUGCUAUUCAUGCUGCCAAACCUGGAGGUGUAGUUUGUAUGAUCGGAAUGGGUCAUCCAACAAUGACUUUACCAAUGGAUGCUGCAGCAUUACGUGAAGUGGAUAUUGUGGGUGUAUUCCGUUAUGCAAACAUGUUUCCACAAGCCAUUGAACUUUUAUCCAAUAGUCCAGUAAUGGCUUCUUUGCAUAAUGGUAAACCAAUCGUUCAAGCAAUCCUUUCACACAAAUUCCCACUUUCAAAAGCAGAUCAAGCAUUCGAAACAAUGAAAGCUGGAGUAUCUGCGGAUGGAAAAGGUGUGAUAAAAGCAAUGGUUGUAGACGAGUGA